UGACGCAACUAUGCCGCGACAUUAAACGAGAAAGGACCCUGUGUUAACUGGCGUGGAAAAACUUCAUGUGGUUUUCACUGGUGGAAGCAGCCAGUGUGUUCUCUGUAAAUUAUGCUAAGAAAGCUGCCGGCCGUUUAUUGUACGAUGGAGUGAGGAAUAACAGAAGUAAACUGAUUACGGAAGCCAUCGGUGCUGACAACAGCCAAGUCAGAUGCAUUAAGGCAAUUGAAUCACUUGGCCGGUGGAAGAUAAAUCCCAAACGUGGUUUAACGACUUGCUGUAAUAUUCUGGGAUCCGGUCGGCAUAUCGGACAGCUAUAUACAGGCAGACACUCAGGGUUUCGAUUAAGGGAGAUGGACUCUAAUGAAAUACCAAAGGCGUUAACUGAAAGUAACGCUGAAUCAGAACAUACUGGAAGCAGUCUGAGUGUAAAGGAGAGCGGUGAGAAACGUAAAAGCGAUGAGACUGAUGAGCCGGGGAAAAACUGCCGUGGAAAGAGGAGAAGAGGAGGGGGAGGUAAAAACCUUCGUCCGGGGGAAAGAUACGUACCUCCACCUCAGAAAUUAAACCCCGGCGUUAGCUUCAGCGAAGAGCAUUUUCGGGAGACCACUUACUACUUCGAAGGUGGCCUCCGCAAAGUGCACCCGUAUUACUUCGAUUUUAAAACUUACUGCAAGGGCCGCUGGAUCGGGAAAACCCUCAUGGAGGUUUUCAGCAGCGAGUUCCGGGCGGAGUCACUGGAUUACUACAAGCAGGCUGCCCUUCAAGGACGCAUUCGUCUUAACGAGACACCCGUGGACGACCUUAAUAUCACUUUAAAGAACAAUGACUUCCUGAGGAACACAGUCCACCGGCACGAACCUCCUGUGAGCUGCCAGCCUUUGAAAAUCCUGGAGGACAAUGGCGAGGUGCUGGUUGUGGACAAGCCGUCCUCACUGCCAGUCCAUCCCUGUGGUCGCUUUCGUCACAACACAGUCAUCUUCAUCCUGGGCAAGGAGUUUGGAGUGUGUGGCCUCCACACAGUCCACAGACUCGACCGCCUCACCUCAGGGGUGCUGCUCUUUGCACGCACUCUGGAGGUGUCAAAGAAGUUAGACCAGCUCGUGCGUGACAGACAGAUGGAGAAGGAGUAUGUGUGCCGUGUGACUGGCGAGUUCCCAGAGGGCGAGCUGGUGUGUGAGGAGCCCAUCCUGGUGGUCUCCUUCAAGGUGGGCGUGUGCCGGGUUGACCCCAAGGGGAAGCCGUGUCGGACAGUGUUCCAGAGACUCAGCUGGAACGGCCGGUCCAGCGUGGUGCGCUGCCAGCCUCUCACGGGCCGCACACACCAGAUCCGCGUCCACCUGCAGUUCUUGGGUUACCCCAUCGUGAAUGACCCCAUCUACGGCUCUGAUGCCUGGGGACCCCACCGGGCUAAGGGGGGGCUGGUGGGCAAGACUGAUGAGGAGCUGCUCCGAGCCCUGGUGGACGAGCAUCGCUCCAAGGAGAGCCUGCAUCUCCUGGACCUUCCGGACGAAGUGCUGCCCACUGGUAAGAGUGUUGAGCAAUUGCUUGACCCUGACUGCGGUAUAAGGGACGGAUCUUCUGCUACUUUGCCACCUGACAAUGACCCUUGUGGGAAAAGUGAUGCUUUAAAUAACUGCAAUGUGAAAGAGACAAGCAAGGGAUGUUCUGACUCAAACUCCCCUGAUUUUGAUUCCCAUGAUCAGAAGAAAGCUGAAGAUGGGUCAGUAAACAUAGGCCUGCCUGCAUGCGAGUCGAACGGUGACAGCAGUACAACGGCAGUGCCCACGGGCACACUCCUCACAGCAUGCAUUGCUGGAAAUGAAACAGCAGCUCCAGCCAAAGAGCCUGCCACCCUUGGACCUGCAGAACCCGACCGGGACUCUAGCCCUGUUGGGUCUGUGUCGACUGUGAAAGAUCCUUUGUGUAGUGAGUGUAAGAUUGUGCGGGCAGAUCCCACUGAGGAGGAUCUGAUAAUGUAUCUCCACGCGCUACGAUAUAAAGGUCCCGAUUUCGAAUUCUCCACACGCCUGCCAGACUGGGCCAGAGAAGACUGGGAGCAGGACUGAGCAGGACCCACACUGCCCCUGGCAUGUGCCGUGGUGUGAGAAUGGCUCUGUAGAGGUUUUAUGUUUAAGAACCAAAUCUCUGGAAUUACCCAGAAAUAUAUUAAUAGCAAUAUGGGCUUGAAUAUGGAAGACACUGCAGUCUAAUCCCUUUUCUUUCUUUUUAGACUGUAUAUUUUCCCUGCCUUUCUGUUUUGAAUAAAUAAGUUGGAUUCUGA
Paramormyrops kingsleyae is the source of this 2284-nucleotide messenger RNA. RefSeq names its product RNA pseudouridine synthase domain containing 2 (gene rpusd2). Gene Ontology annotation, biological process: enzyme-directed rRNA pseudouridine synthesis. The record is from RefSeq and is a predicted model, not a curated record. Lineage: Eukaryota; Metazoa; Chordata; Actinopteri; Osteoglossiformes; Mormyridae. Gene Ontology annotation, molecular function: RNA binding; pseudouridine synthase activity.